AUGGAUUACGAAGUAGGUUACGGCGGCCAACAGCGACCGUACGGGGGCCGCGGGCCUGCCCCGCGACAGCAUGCCGGCGCGCCACCACAGCAAUAUGGUGCACCACAACAUUAUAACGAGAACCAAGGAGGCUAUGGGUAUGAUAACUACAACGGGGGCUCUGGGCAAGAAUAUGCAGCACAACACCAGGAUAAUGGUUAUGGAAGAGGGCCACCACCGCAGGACCCGUACGGACGUGGCGGACAUCCGAUGCCUGGCCCUCGUGGAGGUCCUAUUUCUCGUCCUCAGACAGCUGAUCCGCACCGCGGCCAACAGCGACGCCCACAACCGGACCGAGUCAUGCCAAAUGGGCAUCAUAUGCAAGGUGCUAUGCGCCCAGCACCGUUUGCUGCCAACUCGGACCCUGCAGCCCGGCGACACCAUAUGAACACACCUCCGAUGAGCCCUCGAGACGGUAAUUUUGGGCAUCAGUACCCGCCACAAGACCGUGGACGGAGGCCGGAUAUGAAUUAUGAACAGCAUAUGGCCGAAAAGAUGUCACGCAUGGAUAUGAACCAAAGGCCAGUGGUGACACCGAAUGGACGCAGCAGUAUCGAAACACCACGCAGCCAGGGCGAUUAUGGACGACGACCAGAAAAUGGAGGGCGUGGACAUCCCCCAAGAGGCCACCCUCAAGGGGACCCCUCACGACAGAAUCCGAACUAUGGCGCUCAAGGUGGUUACGGAAAUUUUGAUGAUAGAUAUCAAAGCCCCCAGGAACCGCCUGCGGGUGGGUUCGGUCCACCGUCACGAAGCCAAACAAUGCCAGUGGAUGAGAUGAGAACAAGAAAUAUGCCGCCGCCUCAACGGAUUGAUACCAUGCAAUCUAGUACUCCCGCUGGCCGGGGGAUACCUCAACGACCUUCGACUGCUGGCGGACACCGGCUACCCCCUCAAAGGUCAUACACAGCUGGUGCGCAAGGUGGCCCGGUUGGUCAUUACAAUGGUGAAUAUGAUGAUCGAAGUGCAUAUCAAAAGCCGCAAACAGCUUCAUACGAUGAAGUAUACGAUGCCUAUUUCGAUAAUUCACGAAACAGCAAUCAAGAUUAUGGACCACAGUCCCAGCAGAAUCGAACAAGUUUGCCCGACUUUGCCGCGGCGCCAGCUCCGGGACAGCGCGAUUCUUUCGAACAGUCGAUGCGUCCAAGCAAUGAACAGCCACAGCGCGUAGCCCACCAAACGGCUGUACUCAACCAUGCCAAGUCGCAACCGAUGCUUCGUCAACCUCAAGCAGCCGUGUUCGAGAUGGCCGGCGAUGUGCCUGAUGUUCCUGCGGUCCCUCCAGUUCCUUCACUUCCACCAACCAGCAAUUACCAGGCUGGUUAUGAGCAAAACUACAACCAGAUGCCCCAUAGACAGCCGAGUGCGCCAGCAACGAUGACAAUGAAUGGCUCGCGUGCUGGAGGACCGGUGAGCCCGGAUGGUCUUCCUUCACACCCUGCACCAAUCCGCCCAGGUCUGAUGCAAGAUUCGAUGAUUCAAAUGGGUAAUAAGCCAGCUCCCGUCAGAAACUAUGGCGCCUCUACACCAGCACCAGCACCAGCACCACAAUCCCAAGCCCAAUAUCGGCCACAGCCCGAGCCACAACAGCAACCUCAGUAUCAACAGCAACCUCAACCGCAACGGUCACCGCCUCGCAAUGUUCCACAGCAGCCUGCCGUAGGUGAAGGCCCUGUUACGACUCAACAACUGGAACAUCUGAGAAUGCUUAUCAAAACCAACUCGAGUGAUCAGGCGUCUGCAUUGAAACUAGCCAAGAAAUUGAUCGAAGCUGCCGAAGUCUUGGCCCCCAGAAUGCCAGACCCCAAGCAGCGUACAAGGGCACGCGAACGUUAUCUGAUUGACUGCCAUAAGAUUCUCAAGAAACUUGCAAACGCUCAGAACCCAGAUGCUAUGUUCCUGCUGGCAGAUUGUCUCGGAAGAGGUCUUUUUGGCGAAGGCGAUUACAAGGAGGCUUUCACUCAAUAUCAGUCUGCAGCAAAGCUCGGGCAUCCUGCGGCAGCUUACCGAACUGCGGUUUGCUGUGAAAUUGGUCAUGAAGAUGGAGGCGGCACACGUAAGGACCCGAUGAAGGCAAUUCAGUGGUACAAGCGCGCCGCAACUCUGGGUGAUCCUCCUGCGAUGUACAAAGUUGGAAUGAUUUUGUUGAAGGGUCUUCUUGGCCAGCCUAGAAACCCCAGAGAAGCAGUAGGGUGGUUGAAGCGAGCGGCAGAACGAGCAGAUGCGGACAAUCCGCAUGCGCUUCACGAAAUGGGCUUGUUAUACGAAUCAGCACAACCGAACGAUGCUAUCAUCCGAGAUGAAGCAUAUGCCUACAGUCUGUUCCUUCAAGCUGCUGAUCUAGGAUACAAGUUCUCACAGUAUCGACUUGGGUGUGCCUUCGAGUAUGGAUUGUUGGGCUGCCCAAUCGAUCCUCGUCAGUCCAUCCAGUGGUACUCGAGAGCAGCAACGCAGGAAGAGCACCAAGCUGAGCUUGCGCUUAGCGGUUGGUACUUGACGGGCAGCGAAGGCGUGCUAGGACAGAGUGACACUGAAGCAUACCUUUGGGCGCGCAAAGCAGCCGUUGCAGGCCUUGCUAAGGCUGAAUAUGCCAUGGGUUACUUCACGGAGGUUGGUAUCGGCGUUCCAGCCAACCUUGAGGACGCGAAGCGUUGGUAUUGGCGAGCAGCUGCUCAGGACUUCCCUAAGGCUCGAGAACGUUUAGAGGACCUCAAACGCGGCGCGGGCAAGAACGGGCGCCAGCGUGAGCGCAUCUCACGUAGCAAGAUGGAGACGAAGCAAGAGGGCGACUGUGUCCUCAUGUAA
This is a messenger RNA of Fusarium sp. VM40, 2844 nucleotides long. The record is from the annotation of a GenBank genome assembly. Lineage: Eukaryota; Fungi; Ascomycota; Sordariomycetes; Hypocreales; Nectriaceae.